Anopheles funestus (African malaria mosquito) is the source of this 707-nucleotide messenger RNA. RefSeq lists its product as uncharacterized. The record is from RefSeq and is a predicted model, not a curated record. The transcript has 4 exons. The coding region runs from base 38 to 643 and encodes 201 amino acids. Lineage: Eukaryota; Metazoa; Arthropoda; Insecta; Diptera; Culicidae.
AUAUUAGCAUAACAAACAUUACCGGUGGUGGAAAAAUAUGAUCAUGAAACAGUGCGUUGAAGCAAUUCUUUCUUUAGUUUCCGUUAAAUCAGUUCUUAAUCGAGAAAGUGUGAAAGAAAAUCAUCUUUAUCAUGCUGUGCUUUCUGCUGUUCUUGAACCAUUAUCAAACUUCUCAGAGCGGACGAAAACUGAUGAUAAAAUCAUUGCUACGAAUUUAAUAAAAAUCGGCGUGCUGUAUGAUACUGUGUAUAAUCGUUUGCAUACAGGGCAGUGGAAUGCAGUUGCGCCAGCAGAAAGAGAAAUGUUUACUGUCCUAACAUUCGUAAGGAUAAUCUAUACGUUGUGGAUAUCAACAAGUAAUGCGGAUUCGGUAAAAGAUAGCAUAUAUUUGGCCGAUCUCGGACUUAUGCUAGGAUAUCCGAUAGAGGCACAAUGCAAUAGUGGUACUAUCGAUUUACUCACAGAGACCGCAUCUUUACUCACGAAUUAUUUAUCUGAAAUAGUUAAGGAAGAACCCAGCCCUCGAAAACGAUUGAAACUGGAUGCUAAGUUAGAAGACGUUAGCAUGAUUGAAAGCCACAUAAGCAACAUCCCCGUAUUGAUGUGUCCUUCGGUACAAGUAUUUGGCAACAUUACGAUCUGAAGCAACCCGCGGUUCUUAGAGGAAUAAUCGAAGAUUGGCCGGCAAUGAAACGAUGGCACGAUCC